GAGCAGUGAUUGUUAGAAGAGGGAGAACUAGAGGUUACACUUUGAAAGAGACUUACACGACUAGUCCUCCUUAGGAUUCAAGUAGAAGCGCUAGACACAGUUAGUAGAAAGUAAAGUAAACGGAGCACUGCGAGAGCCAGGAAAACAUUUGUACCUUUUUCUGUCUGAACCACAGAACACGUUUUAAAUGCAACGCUGUUUGAUAUAUGAGAAAAGUAUGGCAGCCGAGACGCGGAACGGCGGGAGUUCACUGAACAACAAUAACUGCAAAGACCACAGCAGGAGAAAGCUGCUGGUCGGAGUGGACCUCUUCUGCUUGUUUUUAGCCGGCCUGCCUUUCUUGGUCAUUGAGACCAGCGCUGUUCAGCCUUACCGUAGAGGGUUUUACUGCGAUGAUGAGUCCAUCAAGUACCCGGCCAAAAAUGGAGACACCAUUAGCGACGGUGUGCUUAGCGCUGCUGGCAUUCUUAUCACCAUCCUCUCUAUCAUCAUCGGGGAGAGCUACAGGAUCUAUUUUCUGAACGAGGGAUCCAAGUCUUUUGUAGGGAACCCCUACAUCUCUGCUUUGUACAAGCAGGUCGGCGUGUUCAUCUUCGGCUGUGCCAUCAGCCAGUCCUUCACUGACAUCGCCAAAGUGUCAGUGGGCCGUAUGCGCCCUCACUUCCUCGACGUGUGCAAACCUGACUUCUCCACUAUCAACUGCUCCCUGGGCUACAUCACUGACUACCAGUGUCAGGGGCCAGAGAGCAAAGUUCAGGAGGCCAGGAAGUCUUUCUUUUCUGGACAUGCAUCAUUCUCCAUGUACACCAUGCUUUACCUGGUGUUUUACUUGCAGUCUCGUUUCACUUGGCACGGGGCUCGCCUGCUGCGCCCUCUGACCCAGUUCACCCUCGUCAUGAUGUCCUUCUACACCGGCCUGUCCCGUGUCUCGGAUCACAAGCACCACCCCACCGAUGUCCUGGCAGGUUUUGUACAAGGAGCCCUGGUGGCCUAUUGCAUAGUUUUCUUUGUGUCUGAUUUAUUCAAGCCCAAAGGUAGACGUUCUACCCUGUCACCAACCCCAGUGAAGAAAGACCUCGUUCCUCCAGCAGACAUCAGAGAGCGGAGCAACCAUCUCAUCAUGGCAUAGAGAAGGCUGCAAACUGACUGUACAUAACCCUGACCUGUGCCAUUUACAUCACUGCUACAGCCACUGGCCAAUACUGGAUAAAAUAAACUCCAGCGAUCUGGAUAAAACAGACAAAUAUCGAAUCUUGAACAUCUCAGAGGAUGAGAGGAGGCAAUGGAAAACAGUCGAGCAAGUUUUGCUUUCUCAACGGAAAUUUUCAUGUUUUUCCUCAGGCUCACCAGACAUUUUAAUGUGGAAAAGAGAGAAAACCAGGGAUAUUUGUUGCUCUUCUGCUCUGAAGAUUACUGGAGAUUCUCCUCUGUCAAGGCCUUUCCAUGGACAGAAGUCUGAAAUCAAACAAAACCGAGAACCGGCAGCUGUAAACAAAGCUGUGUGUGGCUUUUGUGCCUUUCUCCCCUGAGCUGCAUCCAGCAACGGGAGCUAUACUAAUAUUCUUGCCACUCACUCAGUGAGACUAAUACUAACACAUCAUGACAAAAAAAACUGAUUCCUUGAUUUCAUGAAGGAUGUUGUUUUUGUUCGGUUUUAUUACAAACAUAAGCAUUUUAUGUGUGAUUUAUAGCACUACUUUAGCUAAACUCAGUACUGUGUGUCACCACUUGAAUGACCUGAAGUGAAGCUUUUGGAAAGCUUUGUAAGACUUUGUAAGCUUUUAUUAUGUCCAUAAUGUAGUGUUUCUUAGAAGGUGCACAUAAAUGAGAGGAGGUGGAAAGUACAGUGAGAGCAUAUGUGUUGGAUGUGGGCCUCUUUCUGCUGGGUAGGACGAGCCCCCACUGAGCCAUUUAAUGAAAUGACUGUCUGUUAUAUGUACCAGACGGGCGCUCACAAGUGUUAGGUCAGAGUGUGUGUGUGUCUCUUACGUAUGUGUGUGUGUGUGUGUGUGUGUGUGUGUGUGUGUUUGGGUGAGGUCUUUCUGUGACGUGCCAGUGUGUAUUAAUGUCAUGUCUAUAUAUUUCAGUGUUUAUAGCCUACAAGUGUGCCUCUCUUCAGCCAGAGAACAGACACCUGCUCCAGCAGACACAUGUAACUGGAGACGGGCCCACUGUGGAAAAAAAGCAUCACAUACAGUACAUGUACUUUACCGUUACUAAUCAUAGUGAUGCUUCACAUCACUGAGAAACCCUGUGAUAUACUGUAUGCUACACAGGCAUAUGUAGUAUAUACAGUAUGUCUACCUAGAAUAAAGGCAGGGACAACCUAGAACUUACAGUAGCUUUUCACCAAAGCACAAAUUAGCAAAACAGCAAAAAAUAAAUAAAUAAACAAUUAAUUAUUCUGGCACAUCCUAACUGUGUAAUAUGUCAAAUGUCCUAUAAAGUAAUAAAACAGGCCUGGUAAUGAGGCUCUCCAUUAUUAUAGAUGAAAAUCAAUACAUUGGUAUACAAUAAAAAAAAAAGUAAUGAUGCUAAUAUGCUUGCAUGACAUUAAUGUAAUCUAUUUUUUUUUUUACAAAAAAUGAUAAUAAUGAUAAUACUUAAAACCACUGAGUGAAAGCAUCACCUUAGCUUAGUUUAAAGAUACGGAGACAAAUUGUUGACCUGACGCUUACAGGGAAACUUUCUCCUUUUUUUUUUUUUUUUACAUCCAUGUGUUGAAAAUAUAUUCAGCAUCGGAAAGUUCUGCAUGCUGCCAUAAAUUGCGCAGUACUGUAUCGUGUGUGCAUAUACAGUAUAUCUUUUGAUGAAACACCCACUAUGACUUUGCGUUGAGACCUGUGUAAAUGUAAAACAUGCUGCUUUAAAGAGGCAAAGCUCGGCAGAUGUCAACUUGUGAAUAUGAAGUUUUAUGAAAAACAAAGCUCUCAAGACAGACAGCUUCAGUACAUUUUUAUUAAAAAGAAAAAAUGCCUUUCGAUAUUUUUGUAAUGUCAUGUGAAAUUUUGUACAAUGAAACUGUAAGACGUAUCGAUGUCUUUAAUAAAACACAAAA
Messenger RNA from Chelmon rostratus (copperband butterflyfish), 3058 nucleotides. Its product is annotated as phospholipid phosphatase 3-like. Gene Ontology annotation, molecular function: phosphatidate phosphatase activity. The record is from RefSeq and is a predicted model, not a curated record. Gene Ontology annotation, biological process: phospholipid dephosphorylation; phospholipid metabolic process; canonical Wnt signaling pathway. Bases 188 to 1129 code for a protein of 313 amino acids. Lineage: Eukaryota; Metazoa; Chordata; Actinopteri; Chaetodontiformes; Chaetodontidae. The transcript has 6 exons.